CUUAUUUCGUUCUGUUAUGAGUGUGUACUUCACUCCAUCAUUUGUUAAAAAAAAAAUUCAAAACUUGCUGAUUGAUUUGGCUGGCUGGUUUUUGAUGAAAUUGUGGGAAAUAGGUCUUUUAGGCUGAGUCUUGAUUUACAGAGGUCAAUUUGAUUAGACAGACUAUACCAUAGAUUAUGUUUAAUCUUGUGGACAUGAAAAUUUUCCUUUUUUCUUCUAGAUGGACUGGGUUUGUGUCAAAUAGCACAUGGAUUGAAAGUUGGUGGUUGCUUACAUCCACCAUGCCUUUUUAAUCACAUUCUUGAACUUUAAUUUCAGAAUUUCUUAGUGUGGGAAUUUGAGAAUAUGACCCAACUGUAGUCUUAUUGAUCUCUCAAGAUUACCUGGUUGACCUUUAGCUCUUGGUCGGUUGUCUUCUAGGCAUUGACUGGUUUUCUUUUGUACCAUGAUGUGGAAAUCAUUAGGAGAAGAAGCAGAACAUUGUUUUAGUUCUGUGAAUAUAAGGGAUUGCCUUUAGCUCCUAAGUUCCUGAAUAGCUAUGUUGUGGAUAGCUUUGAAAUUUUGAAGUGGGUGUUUGUGAAGAGAUAAGGUGGAGAAGCGGAGGUAUUGCCAAGCCAUGGGAUCCUGUAUGUCCUCUGAGAGUGCAAGUGCUGAAACGAUGGAAUCUUGGACAGAGGAAAUUGAUAUUGAAACUGCUGAGUUUUUGGCUAGGGAGACCAGGAAUGAUGAGCAGCUUGCAAGCUUGCAAGGCAGAAUGUGUACCAAUGGUGCUAGCAGCAUUGCAUCUAUGCACACCCAGCAAGGGAAAAAAGGACCCAAUCAGGACAACAUGAUCGUGUGGGAGAAUUUUGGGUCCCGGGAGGAUACAGUCUUCCUUGGAGUUUUUGAUGGACAUGGUCCGCGUGGACACAUGGUUGGAAGAAGGGUCAGAGACUCUUUGCCUUCCAUGCUAGUAAACCAGUGGCAUGAGCUACUUUCAGCUGAAUCUCUUAACACUGAUGGUAAUGACACAGAGGCUACUGAUUCAUACAAAUCUAAUGAUGACGCGAAUCAAGAUCAGAAAGAGGAGGAACCCAAAAUAUUUACAGUGUGGAGGGAAUCUUAUCUGAGAGCUUUCAAGGUGAUGGAUAAGGAACUAAAGUUACAUCCUACUUUAGACUGCUUCUGCAGUGGGACUACUGCUGUGACCAUUGUCAAACAGGGUCAGGACCUUAUGAUUGCUCAUGUUGGUGAUUCUCGGGCUGUCAUGGGAACAAUUUCUCCUAAUGGCAGUUUGUCAGCUAUUCAGUUAACAAUUGAUAUGAAGGCAAACUUACCCGGGGAGGCUGAACGGAUAAAGCAGUGCAAGGGCCGAGUGAUUGCUUUACAAGACGAACCGCAUGUGCAUAGAGUUUGGUUACCAAAUGAAAACUCUCCUGGUCUUGCAAUGACCAGAGCUUUUGGUGACUUCUGUCUGAAGGAGUUUGGGGUCAUUGCUAUACCUGAAGUAACAUACAGGUGCCUAACGAGUAGAGACCAGUUCAUUGUGCUUGCAACAGAUGGGGUGUGGGAUGUCCUAAGCAAUCGGGAAGUUGUAAAUAUUGUGUCUUCAGCAUCGACUAGAGCUUCUGCAGCUAAGAUGGUAGUUGAUUCAGCAGUCCGUGCAUGGCGGCGUAAAUUCCCAACCUCUAAGAUCGAUGACUGUGCUGUUGUAUGUCUGUAUUUGGAUUCACAGCCUUUCAUCUCCAAGCAUGAGAAGGGUAACAUAAACUCUGUAGCAGAGCAACCAAAUGUGGAACAAUCAGAGACAACUAUAACCAAUGGUGUUGCUACAGAAGAAGGGUCUGAGCUAGAUGGUCUGACAAGCACAAACUCCCUUGUGAACUUGCCUAGAUUCAUGAAGCGAAGUAAAAAGGUUAAAGGAUCAAAAACUUUAAGAUGAUUAUACCAUAUAAGACUAUUGGUUAAAACAGGUUUCCUCUGCAUACCAUCCUUCUAUAAACAAGUGAGUUCUACUUAUAGUGCACUAAGAAACUGUAAGGAGCAGUUUACUGUUUUUGUAUAUCAAUAAUGAAAAUCACCACUAUAAUGUGAUUCAGAAGCACACUGUGAACUCAUGGGUUUAUGAUUGACAAAGUGAUCAACUGCAAUGAUGAAGAGUAUAUAUAUUCUCAUUGCUGGGUGAGCAGGUUUGGAAACAUAGUCAGAAUUGCAUAUAACUUUAUGUUAUUGAUUGAAUCUGAACAUCUCUCCUUGUUGAAAGGAAUUGUUAGUUUCAAAGUUUGAAGAAAAUGUAUUUGAUUAUAAGUGAUUUGUACCAGGUUCACAUUUUCACACUAUUUGCGGGAGGAUAACAUUUGUACAUUUAGAGAUGUUAUAGCAUAGGUCUCCACUAUGAAAUUCCAAGAUGAUUGACCAGUUGGGCUCAUCUCAUUUGAUGUAAUCAAUGAUAAGCUUAAUUUUGGAGAGGAAAGUGUAUUUUAUCA
This is a messenger RNA of Cryptomeria japonica (Japanese cedar), 2465 nucleotides long. Its product is annotated as probable protein phosphatase 2C 33. Bases 617 to 1921 code for a protein of 434 amino acids. Gene Ontology annotation, biological process: protein dephosphorylation. NCBI's taxonomy places the organism in Eukaryota, Viridiplantae, Streptophyta, Pinopsida, Cupressales, Cupressaceae. The record is from RefSeq and is a predicted model, not a curated record. The transcript has 6 exons. Gene Ontology annotation, molecular function: protein serine/threonine phosphatase activity; cation binding.